AUGCCGCGGUUGCCAGCGGAUAUCAACUCAGAUAACUUGGGCCCGCACCUUCGCCUCGAGCUGGGUUGGACCACCCCUGGUUCCACUUGCACAGAGGCAUCUAUGGCCCCUGUGGAUCAACCUGUAUACAGUCCGUAUGAGGAACUGUCUCUGCCACUUAAUGGAAAUUUCAUGUCCGCGUCUUCGUCGACACAUAGCCGGCUGAAUCAGAACACCACACUGGAUUCUACUGCCGACCGCAAUCACCCUCUGGCCUUGUCUACAGCCUUUCACAGCUCUGCGAAGCCUACCAGUCAUGUCACCUCUUCCAAUACUUCUCCGUUGACGUACCUCCAGCAUGAUAAGGGUAUCGUGCAGUACUCUGCUGUCAACACCAAUGGCCCUCGGACCGUGGCUACAGUGUUCGAUGGCUCCGAGAACCAUAUCACUUAUAUCCCGACUCCCGUGGUUUUGCCAUCAACCUACUAUCCGCCAAAUCAGAGCACUGUACAGCAUUUUUCUGCCAGUACCGCUGACCCCCGGGAAUUCCCUACAGUUCUUUUUGACCCUGUGGAUUACACCAUGACCACCCCUCGUAGCGCCCCUCUUGUGAAUUUUCCGCUGAUGUAUCCCCACCAAGGCCAAAACGACACUCGGUAUCUUGCUGUCUACCGAGAUAAUCUCCAGAACCUACCCACAGCGAUUGACAACUCACCUUCUGACCGGUUUACAAACGCUCAAACACCCUAUAUUUAUAAUCACGGACGCUGUGGUGGCACGUUCACAGCCAAGGGGUCAUUGACACGCCAUAAUGCUGAGCAGCAUACUGCCCAGUCAUUCCCUUGUCCAAUUACUGGAUGUGACAAGGCCUAUUCCCGGAAAUAUCAUAUGACCGAGCACAAGCGAAAGUCUCACGGGAGCAUGGGAUCUUUGGAUGUUUGA
This is a messenger RNA of Penicillium coprophilum, 921 nucleotides long. RefSeq lists its product as uncharacterized. NCBI's taxonomy places the organism in Eukaryota, Fungi, Ascomycota, Eurotiomycetes, Eurotiales, Aspergillaceae. The record is from RefSeq and is a predicted model, not a curated record. The transcript is spliced from 3 exons. Bases 1 to 921 code for a protein of 306 amino acids.